Molecule: messenger RNA, 435 nt
Organism: Naumovozyma dairenensis CBS 421
Lineage: Eukaryota; Fungi; Ascomycota; Saccharomycetes; Saccharomycetales; Saccharomycetaceae
Gene: TRX3
Product: Trx3p
Exons: 1
Coding region: 1-435 (144 amino acids)
Source: RefSeq, a predicted model, not a curated record
AUGUUACCAUUAUUUAGAUCGGCGAUUUUGUCUCAAUCGAGAGCGGUAGUUUCCAAGAGAGUACUUGUUAUGCCUAUUUUAAGAUACAAUUCUACUUCUUCAUCAUAUGAGACAGUCAAAAAGUUGAAUGAGUUAACUGAGCUUACUAAAAUUAUAGAUGAGAAAUCUAGCAAUAGGAAAUUAUCAGUGAUAGAUUUUUAUGCCACUUGGUGUCAACCAUGUAAGGCCAUGUCUCCUAUCAUCACUAAAUUAAUGAAUGAACAUCCAGAUGUCAAUUUUUAUAAAGUCGAUGUAGAUGAAAGUCCAAGUUUAGCUCAACAUUGUAAUGUAAGUGCAAUGCCAACAUUUGUCUUAACCAAAGAUGGAGCAAUUGCUGAUACCAUUGUUGGUGCUAACCCAUCUGCUUUGAAGAAAAGUAUUACUGAUUUGAAAUAG